AUGAUUAAGAAAGAAAAGGAUCAGGAAGGGACUACAAAGAGAAGAUUUAAGAACAAGGCCAAAAAGAAAACAGAAAAGAAGAUCCCUAAAAAGAAGAAUAAAGUGAUUUUCAAAACUGUGGCUCCUGGAGAAAUUGCUAAGAGAAAAAGAAACAAAAAUGAGCCUUAUAAGCAAUAUGUGAUUGAACAAAGAAAAGAUGAGAAAAUGAAAGGUGCUGGGAAUGAAUCUCAUCAGAUCAAGGAACAUAUGGAUGAGAAAAGGAAAGAUGAUAAGCAGAAAGAGAAUGUUGGAGAAAACAGCAAAAUUAAUCAAGUUGAUAGUCAACAAGAGAUCACUCAUAUCAGUAACAAUGAAGAGAGUGAGAAAGUGAGAAAUAUUGAAUCAAUUCAAGAAGUUAGUUCCAAAAGAAAUACGGAAGAAAUGGAAGAAGGAGAGUUACUUCCUAUAAGUAUACCUUCACAUUUGAAGAAUGUAGAAUCCAUUGAGUUGCUUGUUCAACUUCCUCCUAUAGAACAAGAAGUGAAUAAGGAAAUUAACAACAAUUAUGAAGUGGAAGGAAGCACCCCUACAGAAUCCAAAACAGAUAUGGACAAUAACAAGAGAAGCACGAAUGGAAAUGGGAAACAAGAAAAAGAAAAAAGAGGAAGAAAAGACAUUAGAGAAUCUGGUAUAGUACAAGCUCUAUCAAUAGAUUCUAUUGACUCAACCAAAAACAGAAAAGAGCAGUCGGAUACUGCACAAAGUCAAAGAAAGAAAUUUUCCACUGACUUAAGGGGCAGGGGCAGAAGCAAAAUAGGGAAUAAAAGCAAGGAAACCAAAUCAAAGCCUACAGCUACUAACAAAGUAAGAGACAAAGGUCAAAGACAAAGUGCCCCUCCAAUACCCAGUCAUGAUUAA
This is a messenger RNA of Lycium barbarum (goji berry), 897 nucleotides long. RefSeq lists its product as uncharacterized. NCBI's taxonomy places the organism in Eukaryota, Viridiplantae, Streptophyta, Magnoliopsida, Solanales, Solanaceae. The record is from RefSeq and is a predicted model, not a curated record. The transcript has a single exon. The coding region runs from base 1 to 897 and encodes 298 amino acids.